This is a messenger RNA of Orussus abietinus, 1267 nucleotides long. RefSeq names its product mitochondrial ornithine transporter 1. Gene Ontology annotation, molecular function: L-ornithine transmembrane transporter activity. The transcript is spliced from 6 exons. Gene Ontology annotation, biological process: mitochondrial L-ornithine transmembrane transport. The coding region runs from base 302 to 1243 and encodes 313 amino acids. The record is from RefSeq and is a predicted model, not a curated record. NCBI's taxonomy places the organism in Eukaryota, Metazoa, Arthropoda, Insecta, Hymenoptera, Orussidae.
UGACUUCGGCUCGACUGAUUAUCGGGCUUGUUAGAUGGAGACUUCAUAGAUUACGGAUAUCCAUGCGGAAUUUGCGCGCGUGAUGCGUCACUUGAUUUCAAAGUUAGGUUCUAUAUAUGUUUCGUUCAUGACUCGUGCGCACGUGUUUGGUUUGAUUGCGUGGAUUGCUGUGCCGCCUGAGGUUGACAGAAGCACGUGCUCCCCAUAAUCCACCAUAAUUUAAAAACAAAGAAAAGAAAAGAGACACGUACUACAAUAAUUUAUUGAUAAUUGUCGUGAACAACUCGCGGAAGACAAGAAUAUGACGGCGGAGACAUUAAACUCGGAAGGCCGAGAUGGCGUAGCUGCCUUGAAAAGUGGCAUCAUUGAUUUCAUCGCUGGCUCUCUUGGUGGAGUAGCGUUAGUAUACGUGGGCCAACCUUUAGAUACUGUGAAAGUAAAGAUGCAAACCUUUCCAUCAAUGUAUAAAGGAAUGGUCGAUUGUUUUAUGAAAACAUUAAGGAUGGACGGAGUUGCAAGAGGAUUGUAUGCAGGAACGUUACCAGCCGUUGUGGCAAACGUUGCUGAAAAUUCAGUACUUUUUGCAGCUUAUGGAGCAUGUCAAAAAGCCAUAGCUAAUUUGUCAGGGCUUCAAAAAGUGGAAGACCUUGGUUCUCUCGGUAAUGCUUGGGCCGGAUUUUUUGCAGCAUUCUUUUCAUCGUUAACACUUUGCCCGACAGAACUAAUAAAGUGUCAGUUACAAGCUAUGAGGGAAGUGCAGAUACAAAGAACGGUAUCCAACGAAUCCGUAAAUUUAAUAGGACCUGGUCAGUUGACAAAAAAAAUCAUUCAUGAAUAUGGUUUUCGUGGCUUGUUCCGUGGGUUAACGUCAACAAUAGCCAGAGAAAUGCCUGGGUACUUUUUCUUUUUUGGAGGCUACGAAGCCACGAGGCAAUUGUUAACUCAACCGGGACAAAGCAGAGACGAUAUUGGAUGGCAAAAGACAAUGGUUGCCGGUGCAGUAGGUGGAUCAGUGUUGUGGUUGGUAAUUUUCCCAGCUGACGUAGUCAAAAGUAGAAUACAGGUACAAAAUUUGCAAACGCCAGCUCCAGUAGUUUUUAAGGACAUUGUACGAACAGAGGGUAUCGGUGCACUUUAUAAUGGAUUAAAGCCAACACUUAUACGGACGGUACCAGCGACUGCUACAUUAUUUUUAACAUAUGAAUAUAGCAAAAAAUUAUUGCAUAAUUUUAUAGGUGAUUAAUAAAUGUAUGAUUGUAUAGUAUUA